CGAAGUUGAGGCUCCGCGAUUGGAGACAGGAACAGCGGUUAGCACCCACAUUUGCCUCGAUUUAGUGUUCACCUGGGUUUUCCCUGGACCAAGAAAGGCUGUGGCGAGAAAUCAAGUGUUAAAGUCAACGGAAAAGCUUCUCACUGAAUGGGCUUGUUCAGUACAACCUCGGGUUCCAGGGGUCUUACCAUUGCUUUAAAGGAAGACUGAGAAGAAUCACAGGUUUCAAACUGGCUGUGUAUGGCCCAUGCUCCUAUUAGAAACGGUAGCCAUAUUGGAUGUGUUUCCACUUUGCUGAGAAGUUGAUGCUAAACCAGUAGAAAGACAGCCAUAUUUGAACUCUAUCUUGUUGACCCCUGUUGACCUUAGGAUGUAGCCCUCCUUGUGAACAGAGGAUAACCACACAGUUCUUUCCUGUUAUUGCCUUGUCUGUGACAGUCGUCUAGUCGAGUUGCUGUGACAACGUCAACCCCGUUUGGGGCACAAUCUAGGAAGUGAAGUGAACAUUCCAUCAUGGUUGCAUUUGAAGGAAGACACCAAGUCUCGCAAGAAACUCUGAAAUCCAAAAGUGAUUCAUGUAGCAUGAUCUCUGAGGUGCACAGCCGUGCUGCUAUGGAUUACUGCAGAAAGACUCGAAGUUUACAGCAAGACUGUCGCAAAGCUCGAACGCAGUUGCACCUCUGUCCAUGGCUACUUAUGUUCUUGUUAGCUUUGUUAUUUGGCAUUGCUAGCUCUGCUCAGAUUGUUUCCAAUGACAUAGACAGUGUACACAUAGAUUCUCCGGCCAACAAGGAAGAUGCUGUGAAAGUGAAUUGGGGUGUAGCAGACACCUCGGCGGCUGUUGGAAAGGUUUUUAACUUUCAUAUACCACAAGAUGCUUUCCAGGGCAACGUUCACUCAUACACGGUAGUAGAAUCUGGGAAAAAUGCCCUACCAAGUUGGCUUACCUUUGACACAGAACUGCAAGCUCUCCAAGGGGUACCUGGUCCAUCCGAUAAAGGCCAGUACAACUUAGAAGUCAUUGCUCACAAUGAUGACACACUGUCCAAAGCUACAGACAUCUUCUCUUUGGUUGUUAAAGAUGAUAGUCCUCAUGUGUCAAGCAGUAAACCAUUGAAGUCCAUGGGAAAGACAGCGGCCAAAGCAGUCAAUUGCCAGCAAGGUGAUCCAGUAACCAUGGUUACCAUUGUUGUUGAUACUGACUUAGAUCAGCUUUUACCAAUAUCAAAAAUUGACCUGGCCAAUAAACUCACCUCUCAUUUAAAUAUCGCUGCUGAAAUGUUGAAAAUGGCUCCAGUUGGUGACCAGGACAAGUUUGACACUUCUGCCCUUGUAGCAGGUCCAGGAGAUGCAAAAUCCUCAAAAUUUUCUGGAGCUUUUUUCUCUUGGCUUGUUGGCUGUGGAAAAGUAGAGCCUGAUCACAUGCCGGUUUUACAACAGGUUGAGACAACAUCUGCAAAUGGUGAAAUGUCCACUGCCAUUGGCCAUGGGAUUGUUGGUUGGCACGUAACUAACAGCAGACUCAAACCCACAGUGAAACGAGUCCGUCGUCAAGUCCGUGCCACAGCGACGCCAAGCAUCAUACUAGCACCACCUUCUAAGCUUCCAGUAGCCACCAUCACCUCUACAGACAAAGGGAUGGGUGUCGAUCCCAAAAUGACAAGAGUGGUACCAAGUAUGGUAUCUCCUACAUUCAGUGUUGUGCAGCCAACCGAAAAAGCACCAGAAAUUAAACCCAUGUCUUCUAGAGAGAGACCUCCCAAAGCUAGUGCCACUGCUGCUGAAAUCCAACCAACUCGAGUUGUGGAUAUGGAGGCUACCAAAACUGUUACCACUGAUGAUGGCAUAAAAACAAUUCCGGACAGAAUGUACACCGACAAACCGGAGAUGACUAGAUCUGAAGUUCUGGAACCCUCUAUGGUUAUGCCAGGAGAAGAAAAGACGAAAAAGACAGAUAUGCUUCCAACUACUACAGAGAUGACACAAGAACCAACAGGAGAUACUCGCCCAACUGGAGCAACCCAAGUGCCAACUGUACUCACCACUACCAGAGCUCCAACCACAAGACCCACUCCAAGACGAACGCCCAGACCGAAGACACCUCCCCAGCCUGUGCAUCCAUUCCCAUGUCCAAAUGAUGGAAUUGACCGAAAUCCUGAUGUGUGGGAGAGAAUUGAGCAUGUUAUGAUCCAUGAUGGGGAACACCUCCGCUUCAAGAUUCCAGAAAAUGCCUUUUACGACUGUGACGAUGGAAAUACCAGAUCACUUGUGAUUGACGUGGUCACAGAUACAAAGGAAGUCAUCAAGGAUAAAAUAAGUUGGUUGCGUUAUGACCAGAAGAAACAACUCCUUGUUGGACUGCCAUUGGCAGAAGAUAGGGGAGUCUACAAGUUGUUGGUGAUUGGAAGAGAUUCUAAGGGGGCUGUCGUAAGGCAAAACUUUAAUAUUGAAGUUCUUUCCAGCAAGAUGGACCGUGAAGUUAAUCAUGAAUUUGCCUUCACUAUAGACUAUGACUAUGAUAAAUUCAUGUCUGAUCCUCGAAACAGAAUUGACCUUGCAAACAGAAUUGCUCGAUUAUAUGGUGAUAAGAACCCUAAGAGGAUGACAGUUACCAAAAUUGAAAGAGGAUCCGUGGUAUACUCUUGGACCAAUAAUUCACUGCCCACCGAUGGUUGCCCAGUAGAGGACAUUGUUGAUCUGAUGGGUAAAUUCCUGACCAAAAAUAUGACCCUUACUGAGGAAGCAAAAAGAGCCAUGGGUCCUUACACCAUCACUCAAGCAGCUGCUGUUCCCCAAGGUAGUUGUGCCAAUGUAGAUUUUGAUGAACAGUUUCUUGCUUCGGAAAUAAAACCAAAAGCCACUCCACCUUACCAGACUGUUCCAUCACCUGAGCCAAAGCCUGAAGGUGGGGACGAUGAUGAAGUUGAUACAUCAAAGGAUGAUGAUGACAGUGAUGAUAUAUAUAUCACAACUGUUGUCCCUGCUGUGGUCAUCGUUGCCAUUUUAUUCAUAGCCCUUAUCAUUGCCUGCUGUUUGUACAGAAAAAAACGCAAGGGUAAAAUGAAUAUGCAGGACCAUCACACUUUUGUUAAUAAGGGUAUUCCAGUAAUAUUUCCUGAUGAACUUCAGGACAAACCUUCAGAUUCUUCCAAGCCUCUUAUCAUGGAGAAAGAGAAACCUCCAAACCCACCUCCAGGAUACCGAAGGUCUUCCAGUGAGAGCCCAGGCUCCACACCACCAUCUAAUCACAAAGAUCAUGCAGCAGCCACAGAUGAUCAAGAGAUGGACGAGAAUGAUGUGACCUCACCACUGUAUAGACCACCCCCACCUGUAACAGCCUCUAGUGAAAAUAAACAACCCAGGCCACACGUGCAACCUGCCUACAGAAAUCCUCCACCCUAUGUGCCCCCUUAAGACUCUUUGUACUCUGUGCGGAGAUUUUCAGUGGAAUUCGCCAUCAGACUUGAGUGAAAAUUUCCUCCUUAUACUAGAGGGUGCUGUAUGUGAAAGUCUCUCCAGAAGAAAGGUUCUAUUUCUUGUCUUAUUUGAGCAUUCUUGGCUUUCUGGUCUGUGGAUUUACCAUUUUUCUUGUCAAGAAGAAAAGAUGGGAGAGAGAAGUUACUAGGACUGCUACACUGUAGUGUUUUAUGUCAAAAAAGAAAACUGCUGUGUGUACAAAAGUGCUGGUAAAGGAAUCCAGUGCGGAGCUUUGCGUGCACAUACUGAAAGCUAUGCAAACUGAGACGGUUUUGAAGGUGUUUCUUUGCCGUCAUAAGUAGGUAAUUCGAUUAUACAUUACCCAGUGUACCAAAUGCACACGUCCUUUCAAGGUUACCACAAUUUAAUGAUUUAAAAUUACAAAUCAAGAAUCUGUUAUCUUUGGAAGAUUGACAGGUUGCAGAUACAGGUUUUUCCCUUGUGCUUAGUGUAGCUAAUAUAAUGUUCCUUUAUCCAAACUAAUAAAAGUUUACUGAUAUGCCUUAGUGGCUGAGUGGUGCAUGCAUCUUCCAGUAAGACAAAGUUGUAUGUUUAGAUCUCACCUCUAAGUAGAGAUGAUUUUCUUUUUGUGAAAUGAAGCAUAAUUUACAUGUAUAUUCAGACAGAAUUUGUCUGUAGUUUAUGACUGUUUUACUACUGUAUAAUGAAAUCAUUUCCUACACAAGCUAAUGUAAUUAUUCCCCACUCUCUUGAUUUUACCCUUCCAUUAGCUACAAGAAUGUUUUUAUCUGACCUUUCCACUAUUUCCUGGCUCUUUCUAGAAAAUGGUGUGGGGAAUGUUUUAUAAGCAUUUAGAGUAUCAUUUAGAUCCAAAACUCCUUUUUUAUUAGUUUUAUGGGUCUUGCUGCAAGAUCCUAAUUUUCCUGGUAUUAUUGAUACCAAUUGAUAUUAUGCACUUUGUUCUUUGUGUAAUGGUUUGUUUAAGGUCUUAAAAUCUAUAGCUGUAAUGCGUUUCUCAGCAAGAAUGUGGAUCCAGUGUGAAACUUGAUGUAUGCUUGAUUUUUUGAAACUAGGACUAUGAAAUUGAUUUUAAAGCAAUAUGGAAAUAUGUUUUACUGAUGUUGAUGAUACCUUUUAGUGUAAGGGUUCAUGUACAAUAUCAUGUUUUUUUUUAUUAUUUUAGCCCUUCAGGUACAUCAAUGUGCAUUUGAAUAGUUUAGGGAGUAGCUGAAUCUUUUUUCUUUUGUUGCAAAAACUUGUACACAUACCUGUAUUAGAACACAUGAUGUGUUCAGUUCUGAAGUUGUUUAUGCUACUGUUAUGGAAGCAGAUAUGUUCAGAAAAAAAAACUUCGGGAUAACAGUCCCAGCUGUAUAUAGCUUGACAAGUGACCCUUAGUUUAGAUGAUAGCCUAGCUAGAUAGAAAAACACUCGUUUCAGAGCAACAGCUAGUCUGUCCAUCUGUAUUGUGUAGUAACUGUUUGUUGUGGACUAGGAUUAUUUAUGAACUCUGAUGAUCACUGCAUGUGCCAAUACUUGCCCUUUUGGAUUGGAAGUCCCCAUUCAGAUUGCCUAGCUCAGAAAUCAAUUCUGUGCUUGAAUUAAAUUAUGAUCUGUCUAUCUCUACCUGUAUUGUUAUACCAAAAUGCUGACAAUGGGUGGAGUGCUCAUAUGUGACUGUAAAAGUGCUACUUGGUGACUUGCAAAACGAUAUAACUGUAAUACAGCAAACUGUGUGGAGAAUCAUGUGGCUUAAUGUGUGUUGAAGAACAUCCACAACAUAUUGAAGGAUUUCUUAGCAAUGUCACUCUGAUGGGUGACUGCCAACCAUGGGGUUUUUAACUGUCCAUCAUCAAUAUUAUAUGUUGUUAACCUUUGUGUCCUUGUGUACCUCAAGCAUUGUAAUUAUUAUUAUAAUAAGAAUUCUACUAACUUCUUGAUUGUGUUUUGUUCAUGCAUUGUCUUUAUGUAUAUCAGACAGUUUUUUUAAUCCCGUGAACAAAAGGGGACCUAUAACCAGUGGUCACGUUUAUACAUUAUUAUUUUUUUUUUCAAAUUACACAAUCAUGUUACCAUUAGGUGGAAUUGAACAAUCAAAGCUGAAUUACGUUCAGGAAAAUUAGUAAAUCAUUCUUGGGAUACUUAGAUUACACCCAGUGCAUGUCAGUCCAGUGGGAGAUUUAUCAGACACCACAUCAUCCUCCACCUAUAGCACUGAAUGUUGCUAUUUCGGAAAUCAACACUAGCCAGUAUUAUGCAUGUUAUAUGAGAUUUACAUUGCACACCUGCUCUGUGGUCAUUACGGGGAAAACGUAUAUGAAGAUCCAUGUUGGAAAAGAUAUUGUUAAAACAAAUACUGUACUGUACUGUGAAAUGGUGGACUAUCUGGAAUCCUGAUAACUAUCCAUUGUUCUAUGUGAAUUGAAAUAUAAGGACAAGUGUAUGUAGUGUGCAAAAGCUGGGCAAAUGUUGUAUUACAGAUAGCCUAAAUCGUGCUCUGGAGUGCCUACCUCAUCUUCCUCUAGUCAAAGACAAUUACCACCCAAGCCUCUAGGAUCGGUCCCAACUUGAAGGAGAGAAUAUUUCGAACUGAACAUGCCUGGAUAAUCUGUAAACUUUCACACAUAAAGCAUGAACACCCAAGUCCAAUGCUUUAUUUUGGCAUAUGGUGUCAUGCAAGUUUUUUUUUUAAUAAAAAGAAGAAAAGGCCCCAAUAUAAACAUAAAGUAUCAGUUUUAAUUCCAAUUUUCUUCCUUGGAAAUCGUGGUUAGUGCUAGCUCACAAUCAUGAAAAAGAGCAUCAUGUGUGAUUAGAAUUUUUUUUCAGUAUGUUCUCUUUUUUUCUUAUAUGGGUAUGUAUAGACAUGGAUAAAUAUUGAGUCGUAUUACAUAUUCUGCUCAUGGAUAUUUUAAUUGUUACCCAUGCGUGUCAAAUACUUCAGAUAUACUUUUUACUCUUUGCACCCCUGAUUACGGCCAUCAGGUACCUGUAUGGUAUGCUCUAAAUAGAUCGGUUAGGUGCCUCGGAAGACUGAAGAAGUACUAAAUUCUAUUUUGAAAACGAAAGUAGACUACCAACUGUAUCUGCCAUCAUCAGAUAUACACCUGAAACGAAGCACUGUCUCUGAUAUGUCAUCAAACAUGUAUAUUAAAGGCAGGAUCAUUUAUUGGUAACUGUUUCUUCUUAAAUAGUACCCCCCCUCAAUUUUAACAAUAUGGCUGCCUCGAUCAUCGGCUCCAGUCCAGUCAAUAUGUAUACCAAGUUAGGAGAUUGAAUAAACAUUUUGGUCAUUCUAACAUA
Messenger RNA from Liolophura sinensis, 6738 nucleotides. RefSeq names its product dystroglycan 1-like. The transcript is spliced from 6 exons. Lineage: Eukaryota; Metazoa; Mollusca; Polyplacophora; Chitonida; Chitonidae. Gene Ontology annotation, cellular component: dystroglycan complex; dystrophin-associated glycoprotein complex; sarcolemma. Gene Ontology annotation, molecular function: laminin binding; calcium ion binding. The record is from RefSeq and is a predicted model, not a curated record. Gene Ontology annotation, biological process: morphogenesis of an epithelium; nerve development; axon guidance. Bases 514 to 3414 code for a protein of 966 amino acids.